Molecule: messenger RNA, 1465 nt
Organism: Mytilus trossulus (common blue mussel)
Lineage: Eukaryota; Metazoa; Mollusca; Bivalvia; Mytilida; Mytilidae
Exons: 3
Coding region: 47-1093 (348 amino acids)
Source: RefSeq, a predicted model, not a curated record
ACACAGGUAAUAACUCUCCGGGUAAUCCAUAUUAAGGAGAGACAAAAUGGAGUUAGGAAGGAAGCUAAAGUUAUGUGUGGCUAUUUCUGUUUUAGCGUUGAUAUUUAAAAUCAUCGCCACCGCUAGUCCAGGAUGGAUGGUGGUCCACACAAAUGUUUACUUCGAUCCAAUGGCCGAUAUGAAACCUGAAGCCGAUGGUCUUCGUGUAGACGAAACUGAGUUGAUGAAACCACAAAAAGAGAGAGUUACCAUUUCCUUUGGGUUGUGGUACUACAAAGUAUGUAAAUGUGGUGGAGGUGAGGACGACCACGACAGUAGCGAAGAAAAGGAUAGCAGCGAAGAAGUGCCAAUUGCAAAGGACGAGGCAAUGGAUACAGAAGACGGAGAAAGCAAACGACACCAUCAUCAUCACAAAAAACAUCACCACGGGCACCAUAAAUGUUACCACAGAGGUUAUCACUGUGACAAAAAGAGGCACGAUGACGAUAGCCAAGAGAAGGAUGACGACAUGAAGGAGUUAGACGAGGAUGUCUAUAUGAUACCCGGAGAAUUUAAAGCUGCCGCUGAAUUCAUCAAGGGGUCUGUUGAUGUAGCCCGACAUGCCCGACAUGAGUUAGCAUGGUACGCAGGAGCUGGUCUGGUACUUGGACUGGUCGGAUUUAUUGGUGCUGUCUUUUACGCACGAGGAGGAGGAAUGGGAAAACACCCUGGAAGACUGGCAUGUUCUACACAAAUACUUUCUGCAUUUUUCUUCUGGAUGGUCAUCAUUAGAGUAGCUGCGUACUACAUGAUGAUUAAGAAGAUGCACCAUCAUGGAGGUGACGAAGGCAUGUUAGGUCUUGGUAUGACAAAAGAUCUUAGCCUUGGAUGUCCAUGGUGCCCAUGGGUAGCCGCUGUAGGAGCAAUCGCAAUGGCUCUGGCAUCAUUGUUCCAUAUGAUGUUGAUCUCCCGUGACAGGAGUAACCAACGAUCGGAGUAUUCAUUCCACAACGAUAAGAUCCCAAUCAUAGCUCCACGUGGAUAUGACGAGCUGGUAUUUCCACCAAUGUACGACGAAGCAGGACCACUACCAGAAAAGAAAGUUAUUCCUUAAUUUUAUAUAACUUGUGAAUUCUGUAUACAGUUUCAUCUUUCAGAAUCUCCUGGCUUAGCACACAAAUUAAAAUGUAUUGUAUAACCAGUUUUCGGAAAUUAACCUUGUGUUGAUGUCUUUCUCUUUGAAUCAGAACAUUUUACUUUUUUGUCUUUUGUCUUUUGUAUUCUUUGUAUUGUAUUGUUUUGUAUUGUGUGAUUUGUGUCUAAGAUUUUAUUUUAACGUAUUAACUUACUUAUUCAAUGUUGUUUUUUAUUGCUACGGAAAUCUGUAUAUACUCGGAUAUGGAACAAAGCUGGUCUGUUUGUUAUUAUGAAGACUAACUGGAUUAGUCGGAAUAUAUGAAAGUUAUUAAACAUAUUUUGUACCUUU